This is a messenger RNA of Raphanus sativus (radish), 1784 nucleotides long. RefSeq names its product YTH domain-containing protein ECT2-like. The transcript is spliced from 7 exons. Lineage: Eukaryota; Viridiplantae; Streptophyta; Magnoliopsida; Brassicales; Brassicaceae. The coding region runs from base 85 to 1641 and encodes 518 amino acids. Gene Ontology annotation, cellular component: cytoplasm. Gene Ontology annotation, biological process: mRNA destabilization. The record is from RefSeq and is a predicted model, not a curated record. Gene Ontology annotation, molecular function: mRNA binding.
CGACAGUGAUGCAAAGAAGUCUUUUUUAAUAGAAAAACCUUUCCGAUCUCUGUCUCUCACAGAUCUCUCUUCCUUCUUCUUUACAUGGAUGAUCCUCCCGCUUCUUCCAGACACCAGCGCAACCAAAUCGUCUCUUCCGGGGAAAGACCACCCGUCAUGCCGGACAAUGGCGUUGUCCACCAGCAGAUAUACUCCGGAGACGAAAGGAUUGUUUCUUCUUCUUUUUCCGUUGGUUCUUCUCUGUAUUAUAACGUCCUCCAAAAUCAUACCAAUCUCUAUCCUUACGAUUGGAAUGCUGCUGGUUAUGUUCAAAGCAUCAAUACUUGGGAUGGGUAUCCUCCACUAUAUGCUACUUCCCCUGAAGCCCUGCAUCUCCCACAGGUUGUCUACAAUGAAGAUUCGUCUUUAAUGUACCAACCUGGUUUCACUUUCUACCCUUACCCUUUCAUGAUGCUUGACGACCAAAUCCCAAUCUCCCCAGCGUAUUACCCACAGUUCGGUGCACCUUCGGCUAUGCAUUCUACUCACUCAGAAACUGGUGGUGACAACUUCUGUUUUGACCCAACAUCUGCUUAUAUGAUUACUUUUGACGGAUACGGAGGAGGCAAUUUAUCUGCGAGUCAAGGGACCAACUCUUUAACAUAUUAUCCUCAAACGUUGGGUAUACUGGGGCCAUACGACCGUAAUGCUUCUUCACAGUUGCAUGGGAAUGGGAUUGCUUCAAGCUCUUCUCUGGGAGGAUAUCAUAAUGUAGGAUCUUACCAGAAUCCAAGCUCUAUUGCCUCAUGUUGUGGAGCUGAUAGUUCAGUCAGAUCAGCCUCUGACAUAGGCAAACGGCGAGAAAAGGAGUACAGUUCUGUAUCUACUACCAUCAGUGAUCUCUUUGGUAUUCGAGGGCCAAGAUCCUCCUCCAGCAGGGUAAAUAGCAAGAACGGUACUAGACUUACCUCUUCUGCUGGUGAUUCAGGACCGAACCCCAGUUUGUACAACCAUCCGGAUUUUGUAACGGAUUAUAAGAACGCCAGAUUCUUUAUCGUUAAGUCGUUUAGUGAAGACAAUGUCCACAGAAGUGUCAAGUAUAAUGUCUGGGCCAGCACUCCACAUGGCAACAAGAAAUUAGAUACUGUUUAUCGAGAUGCUGAGAAGAUGGGUGGGAAAAAAUGUCCAAUCUUUCUCUUCUUUUCGGUAAAUGCUAGUGGACAAUUCUGUGGGGUGGCUGAAAUGGUUGGACCUGUAGAUUUUGAAAAGGAUGCUGGUUACUGGCAGCAAGGCAGGUGGAGUGGGCAGUUCCCAGUGAAAUGGCAUAUUUUGAAAGACUUAACGAAUAACCGGUUUAGUCAUAUUCUUUUGCAAAACAAUGACAACAAGCCGGUGACGCACAGCCGAGACUCUCAGGAGGUGAAGUUACGUCAGGGGAUUGAGAUGCUGAGAAUAUUCAAAGAAUACGAAGCGCGCACAUCAAUCCUCGAUGAUUUUGACUACUAUGAUGAAAGAGAGAUUCAAAAAAGAGUGGGAGAAGAUGAUGGAGGGAGUAAAGAAGAGACGACCUCUUCUGUGGAACAGUUAUCAGAGCGUCUUCAAGCUGUCACAGUGGAAGAUGGAAAGGAAGUGGAGAAAGGGGUCUUGAAAGAGAAGUCCUGAUAAUAAUUUUGAUUUGAUGCAGCAGUAGCCAGUAGUAGGUGUAAGUACAUAAACAAUAAACUUCUUUUUUUUUUGUAAACAAGGGAGGUUUUCUGUUUCUGUUCUGGGUGGAAGCUGUAUACUAAAAUGUCUCAAAAAGAGUA